AUGUCGACCGUCGUCGCCGACAUGGCGACCGGGUGGCACGUGCUCAGGAUCAGGUGCUACUCUGCAAUCAAGGCAGCCGGCAACAACAAGUACAUCAGGUCCGGCAACUUCAACAUCGGAGGGCAUAGCUGGUACAUCACAUACUACCCUUCUGGGUACGACGAUGACAGCGUCGGUUUCAUGUCAUUGUUCCUCUAUCUCGACGAAGCAGCCACUGACCAUGCCGUCGUCAAUGCCCGAUUAAAGUUCAGCUUGCUCGAUCAUCAGGGCAAGCCAGACUCUGCAUACAGCAAGGAUCAUGGCCAGAUAAUGAGCUUCAAAUCUGCACCUGCUCCCGUAGGCUGGGGUUACACUCGGUUUCUAAAAACGGAUGCUGUUUGGGAAGGAUCCAAGCACUUCAAACACGAUCGCUUCAUCAUCCGAUGCGACGUCACGGUUUUCUUGGCUAUCCGGACAGAAGCUGCUACUAGGCAGGCUGUUGCCGUGCCGCCCUCUGACUUGCACAAGGCCCUUGCUGAGCUCCUGUCAAAGGGAGAAGGAGCAGAUGUUACUUUCGAUGUAGACGGGGAACUUUUCCCUGCACACAGGAACGUUCUUGGCGCUCGGUCAUCUGUGUUCAAGGCAGAGCUGUUUGGUUCGAUGAAGGAGAAGAUGGCGGCUCCCGUGGUGAUCCGUGACAUGGAAUCAUAUGUGUUCAAAGCACUGCUCCACUUCAUAUACACGGACUCGCUGCCCGCCAUGGAGGCGGGAGAAGAAAUAGUGAUGGCUCAACAUCUACUUGUCGCAGCGGAUAGGUACGACCUGAAGAGGCUGAAGUCGAUUUGCGAGAACAAGCUUUGCGGUCGUGUUACCAAAAGAACUGCCAUGACUACGUUGGUACUGGCAGAGCAGCAUGGGUGCCGUGGGCUGAAGGAGGCUUGCUUUGCGUACCUGUUAUCCCUCGGUAGUCUGAAGGCAGUCAUGGACACUGAUGGGUAUGAUCAUCUGAGGAGCAGUUGCCCCUCCCUUCACGACGAACUUAUUGCCAAGCUGGAUGUCUCCAAAAGAACAAAAAAAGACUAG
Messenger RNA from Setaria italica (foxtail millet), 1062 nucleotides. RefSeq names its product BTB/POZ and MATH domain-containing protein 2. Gene Ontology annotation, biological process: protein ubiquitination. The coding region runs from base 1 to 1062 and encodes 353 amino acids. The transcript has a single exon. NCBI's taxonomy places the organism in Eukaryota, Viridiplantae, Streptophyta, Magnoliopsida, Poales, Poaceae. The record is from RefSeq and is a predicted model, not a curated record. Gene Ontology annotation, molecular function: protein binding.